Ilyonectria robusta is the source of this 2835-nucleotide messenger RNA. RefSeq names its product ras guanine nucleotide exchange factor domain-containing protein. NCBI's taxonomy places the organism in Eukaryota, Fungi, Ascomycota, Sordariomycetes, Hypocreales, Nectriaceae. Gene Ontology annotation, molecular function: guanyl-nucleotide exchange factor activity. Gene Ontology annotation, cellular component: plasma membrane. The transcript has 5 exons. The record is from RefSeq and is a predicted model, not a curated record. Bases 1 to 2835 code for a protein of 944 amino acids. Gene Ontology annotation, biological process: positive regulation of GTPase activity; Ras protein signal transduction.
AUGCAUCCCGAUCAUGCUGGUUCACGACAAGCUCACCUGCUUCCAGGCACUGCGCCGGCUUCCCGCUCGCUCGCCGGAGCCAAUCCGACCCCUCGCUACUCGCCCUCGCGCGAUACGAACGUCGCCAGCACCGAACCCGGCCAGUCCCUGAGAGCUGGGCGUCCCCAAUACCUAGGACACGGUAACAAUCAGGACUCGGUCGGAUCGAUUGUGAACGACCCUUUCUUCCAACGCUACAGCGCGCCCCCCCCGGACGCUGCUGACGACGGCUCGGACGGCAGCUCCAUUUACCAAUCCCUAGACAACGACGAAGACUACGACGACCGAACCACGAACGACCACGACUACGACGAUCGCGACAGCAAUGACAAUACCCCAAGCCAAGACUGGCCACCACCCCGUCGAGAGUCUCUGACCGCCCCCCCUUCAUCACACUGGUCACCCUCAUCCUCCACCAUGGAGGGCUUCAAUAUCGCCGUUAUCGGGUCCACCGGUGUCGGCAAAUCCUCCUUUGUCCAGCGCGUCCUCGGCCUCACCCGGCCACCAAUCUCGAACGCCUCCAGCGUGCGCGUGCUGGUAGACAACGUCUCCCAUGUCAUCACCCUUCUCGAACUGGAUCUGGAGUAUUUUGAAUUGAACCCAACCCAGCCAAUCCAAUGGCCAAAGCAGAUCAAUGGCCAUAUUGUACCGCGCGUUGACGCCGCCCUCAUCCUCUACGAUGUCAUGAAUCAGGAAUCUAUUCGCGAACUGCCUCAAACACUGGCUGCCCUCACCAAUUCCAAUCUCCCGUCCAGCUUGUUGGCCUGCAAAUGCGAGAACCCAGAGGAGAACUGGGAGGUCGAUGCAGACGCAAUGGCAAACCACCACCUCUUUAGGUCAUGCGUCGCUACCUAUAAGAUCUCCACAGACAGGCCCGAGAUUGCUAGGAUUUGUCUGAACACAAUCCUACGAGCCGCGAUAUCCCAUAGAAGAGAAGAAAAUGGUGAGGCGAUCUCACGCCGCCGAGCACAGUCCGUCGCCCAUCUCGAGGCUCUCGAUCCAAGUGUCGGACGACCCCUGAGCCAAAAUAGCAAGCAUAGCAGAGCGAGCUCCGACUUUUCCCUACUGCGCGGAUUCCCUAAUCCUCCUGUUACCGAAAACUACCGCGCCCGCAGUCCGCGAGUCGGCCAGCAUCAGAGUGCUGGUGCCUCUCCAAAUCCAGGUCGCGACUUGGGAGACCAUGGCCAAGCGCAAACCGUGAGCAGCAUGCUCAGAACACCCGGUAUACGACUCGACAGGCAAGGCAGUGAUCCUCACUUGGACGUGGAAGAAUCAGAUGCUGAAUCGUAUCGACAUUCGGAUGAUAUCCCUAUCCUACAACGUAAUGACGACAAUGUCCUCGACAAGCCUCCUAAGAUGGCGGGAGUAUCAUUUGAUGAAUUGGUGGAUCGUCUCCUUGCUCCCAGGCUGUCAAGAGCAGACAACAACUUCUCUGACAUCUUCCUCUGUCUGUAUCGGAAGUUUGCAGCUCCUGGCGAGCUCUUCUCGGCCAUUCUCACACGAUUGGAUCAUGUACGAGAAGACAAGACUGCUCAUUAUCUGUCAAAAACAGCCACGCAGCUCCGAAUCAUCGAGAUGGUAGCCAAAUGGGUGUCACUUUACCCCGGCGACUUUGCACGCCACGCUACCAGGCGAAACCUUGAAGACUUUAUUAAACAUCUUUCCACAGAACCCAUCUUCUCUAUAGCAGCUCAGCACAUGCGUCGAAAUCUUCAGUUUAACGUCGUGGAAGAUGAUGACACUGGGUGGGCAAACGCAGAUGACACAGGCGAUAUGAUUGCGAGCGAAAUAUUGUCCAAAGACAUGCAUGAGUUGUCUUUAGGCGUUACUGCGCUACAGGUCGACGAAGAUAUAGAUGGGAGACCAUCAGGCAGCUCGGAAACGUCGUUUGUGGACAGGGGAAGCAGCGUCGGGAGCCAAGUACAGUUUCAUUCAUUUGAAGAGUACGAAAGAGUGGCGUCAAGCCUGGAACCCGCAGACACCCUGCCUAUGAACAAGUUCCGGUACCACAUCUUCAUGGAAAUCCCCGAUGAUGACGUGGCGGACGAGUUGACGCGCAUCGACUGGAUCAUGUUUUCGUCCAUUCGAAUUCGCGACUUUGUCAGGCACGUCAGCUUGUCUACGGCGCAGAAGGAGAAGUGCAAGAGCUUGAAUAAUGUCAACCGGAUGAUCAAUCACUUCAAUCACGUCGCGAAGUGGGUUGCAAACAUGAUCCUCCUACGAGACAAGGCAAAGCACCGAGCACAAAUGCUCGACAAGUUUAUGAGCAUUGCGUUGAAGCUGCGACAACUGAAUAAUUAUAACGGACUGGCUGCCGUUCUGGCUGGUGUUAAUGGGACAGCAAUUCACCGAUUGACCCAGACGCGAGCGUUGGUGCCAGCUGAGACGCAGAAACGAUUCGCGCGAUUGGUGAUAUUGAUGGGAACUCAGAAGAGUCACUUUGCUUACCGGCUGGCUUGGGAAAACUCGCCUCUACCGCGUGUUCCCUUCAUCCCGCUUCACCGGCGAGAUCUUGUGUCUGCCGAGGAGGGUAGCAAGACGUUUGUCGGCCCUGACGGUGAUCGCAUCAACUGGAAGAAGUUCGAGGUCUUGGGAGAAGUGUUACUGCCAAUCAUGAAAAGUCAGGGCAGCGCGUACCCCAACCUGCGCAAGCAUGACAAUGCGCGAGAGCUGAUUCUCAACUGCCGGAUGCCAAUAGAUGACGAGGAUAUCUAUCAGCGAAGUGUCCAGGUUGAGAGCACGUCGGGAGGACCGGCCGAGCCACCUAGGAAGAAGUUUCCUUGGUUUGCCAAAUAG